Molecule: messenger RNA, 728 nt
Organism: Castor canadensis (American beaver)
Lineage: Eukaryota; Metazoa; Chordata; Mammalia; Rodentia; Castoridae
Gene: Coa8
Product: cytochrome c oxidase assembly factor 8
Biological process (GO): intrinsic apoptotic signaling pathway
Cellular component (GO): mitochondrion
Source: RefSeq, a predicted model, not a curated record
GUCAAAGAGCAACACUGACUGCAGAAGAAAUGGCUGACUUUUACAAGGAAUUUUUAAGUAAAAACUUUCAGAAGCACAUGUAUUAUAACAGAGACUGGUACAAGCGUAAUUUUGCCAUCACCUUCUUCAUGGGGAAAGUGGCCCUGGAGAGGAUUUGGAACAAGCUGAGACAGAAGCAAAAGAGGAGCAUUUAGGAGCCUACGCUGGCCCCGUCCCCCCAGCGCCCAGGUUGCACUUACGAGGACCACGGAAACUCUUUAAGUGACCCCAAGCCCCACAUCUUUUUGUGGGGCACUGGCCUGUGUGUCGGGACAGGGUCACCUGCCCAACCCUCCCCUCCACAGACUGUGGAUCCCCAGCUGUGAUGUAAAUAAAGUCCAAGCACUGUGUGCCUGUGUCCUGUGUGUUGAAUCAGCAAUUCGAAAUCGAGCCACGUAAACAUGUUUGUGAAGUGAGACUCCAGGGCUGGAGGUGUGGCUCAAGUGAGGCCCUGCAUUCAAAUCCAACUGUCACAAAACAAACAAACAAACAAAAAGAACAUAGAUUCCAAUAAGGAGAAUAAUUUGGAAGGUGCUGCUAAGUGAACUGUCAGCUGGCUGUGGUACUGCCACCAUGGCUCCAUGAUGAGUUAGUAGUGAGUCACAGAGGAUCUGCCAGAUCUGAGACCCAACUGCAACAUGGUUGUCCUGAAACGUGAGCAGGCUCAGCACCUGUGUCCAAGGCCAGCA